AGUGAUCAUCUGUUCCCAGAAGAGUCAGCCCUUUCUUCCCAAGACUAAAAUUCUCUUUUUUCAGCUCUUCUUCAGGAGUCACUUUAUAUUUUUGUUGCUUCUUUUGAGAGUCCUGAAAGAGUAGUGUCCAGUGUUAGAUAGUCAUAUCUCUCCUGACACCCUCUAGAGCAGUAUAAUGACCUCCUGUUUUUCACACUCAGCACUUUAUUAAAAUAACCUAGAUUCAAAUUCAUCCUCUUUUGAAUAACUUCAGGCCCUGGGUUAUAUUUAGUUUGUGACCUACUCUAACGCACAUAUCCUUUUCUGCUGUUCUGCUACCUAGCCAGUUGUAUUUGCGCAUUUCAUGUCUCCUUUCUAGCCAUAGCUCUCUGUAUUUCUUUUUCUUGACUGUCAUCUCUCUGACUUCUCAGGGCUGUUUUUUCCCUGAAUGCCUGUGGGCUCCCUUUCAAACAUGAGGAACAGAGAUACUGGCUCACCCACUCAGGUAAAUGCAGAGCAGCCAAACAAGAACAAGAAUUCUAAUGUAACAUGGCUCUCUGAAGAAGAAUCUUUCAGUGACAUAAUCACUCCAUCUUAUAAAAAACCUCUCUAUGGCAUCUCACACAAAAUCACAGAGAAGAAGAACCCACCAGGAACUGAGCAGUUUGCUUCUUAUGAGUUGUUUGAAAAAAUCAACCCCAGCAGUCCCUCACAAAUUCGGACUUUGAACGACCAACGCAAAAGAGACUCGGCCACAGCCAUUGCUGUAGCAGCAGCCGCAGCAGAUUCAGACUCAAAUAUAUAUUCUUUGAUACAGAAAAUGUUUUACACACUUAACACCCUCAAUACCAAUAUGACUCAACUUCACAGUAAAGUUGACCUGUUGUCUCUGGAGGUUAGCAGAAUUAAAAAGCAAGUCAGUCCAGCAGAGUCCGUUGCAGACUUCAAGCCUCCCCCAGAGUACCAGCUGACUUCUACAGAACUCAAACAAAUCAUGGAUCAAAGCACAUCAGGCGGAGACCUGGCUUGCCGGUUGCUAGUGCAGCUCUUCCCAGAGCUCUUCAGUGACGAUGAGUUCGGCAGGAGCUGCAGUGCAUGUGGCUUUCUGAACAAAAGGAAACUUGAAUCUCUUCAUCUGCAGCUUAUCCGUAACUAUGUGGAAGUUUGUUAUCCUUCUGUGAAGAAUACAGCUGUGUGGCAGUUGGAGUGUUUGCCUCAAGUCAACGAUUUUUUCAAUAGAUUUUGGGCUCAAAGGGAAAUGGAAAACAGUCAGCAGAAUGUGCAAUCAUCCAGUUUUUAUGAGACUGAGCAGGUCGAAUCCUCUCAUUUUAUGGAGGAUAAAGAGCAAGAGGAAGCCUUAUCCUUGGACAGGAGUAAUGUAAUUGCCUCAGAUUACAUGCUGGAUGCUCAGGAUCUCAAUGAAUUUUUAGAUGAAGCUUCUUCACCAGGGGAAUUUUCUGUUUUUUUGUUACACAGACUGUUUCCAGAACUCUUUGACCAUAGAAAAUUGGCUGAAAGGUACAGCUGCUUUGGAGACUCUGGAAAACAACUGCUGGAUCCUCAUCGGCUUCAAAUAAUCCGUAGGUACACUGAAAUUUACUUUCCAGAUGUGCAAGAAGAAGAAGCCUGGUUGCAGCAGUGUGUUCAGCGCAUAAAUGAUGAGCUUGAAAGUACAUAUAUGGAUGGAAGUGAAUGUGAUCAGAUGAGAGAUGACUGUUACGAUUCUUCUAGUUUACCAGAUGAUGUAUCAAUCAUAAAAGUGGAAGACAGUUUUGAAUAUGAAAAACCUGGCAGGCGGUCAAAAAAAAUUUGGCUUGUACCCAUAGAUUUUGACAAACUUGACUUUCCCCCUCCUGAUUUUGAUGUCCCUGUCCCAGAUUACCUGUUGAAUAAAGAACAGAUUAAAAGCAUAUAUGAAAGCAGUCUUUCCAUAGGCAACUUUGCCUCUCGAUUGCUUGUUCUCUUAUUUCCUGAACUAUUUACUCAUGAAAACUUACGGAAGCAAUACAACUGUAGUGGAUCUUUAGGAAAGAAACAGCUCGAUCCCACUAGAAUUAAAUUAAUUCGGCAUUAUGUGCAGAUACUGUACCCCAGAGCAAAGAAUGACAGAGUGUGGACAUUGGAGUUUGUUGGGAAGCUUGACGAGAGGUGUCGACGAAGAGACACAGAGCAAAGGCGCUCAUACCAACAGCAACGGAAAAUCCACGUGCCAGGGCCUGACAGAAGGGAAUUUCUCACCUAUGCAAUAAACCCUGAGAGGUUUCGAGAAGAAUUUGAAGGGCCGCCACUGCCACCGGAAAGAAGCAGCAAGGAUUUUUGCAAGAUACCACUUGAUGAACUUGUUGUUCCUAAUCCAGACUUCCCUGUGCCUUCUCUGUAUUUACUGUCUGAUAAGGAGGUAAGAGAGAUAGUGCAGCAGAGCCUGUCGGUUGGCAACUUUGCUGCCAGGCUUCUCGUAAGGCUCUUUCCUGAACUCUUUACUCCAGAGAAUCUGAGACUGCAAUACAACCAUUCAGGUGCUUGUAAUAAAAAACAGCUUGAUCCCAUCAGACUGAGACUGAUCCGUCAUUAUGUGGAGGCAGUUUAUCCUGUGGAGAAAAUGGAGGAAGUAUGGCAUUAUGAAUGUAUACCGAGCAUUGAUGAAAGAUGCCGGCGUCCUAACAGAAAAAAGUGUGAUAUACUGAAAAAAGCAAAGAAAGCAAAAAAAGUGACAGGCUCCUUAAAUUGCUAAGACUUUGACCACUAAAUUAUUGUCAAGAUUACACUUUGGUUUAGACUGAAGGUCCUGUCGGGAGCUGAGGGUGCUCAGGAUCUGGGACACUCAGGCACUAAAUUUGUUGCAUUUCAGUGUGUGUGUUGCAUCUCUGUUGGCACCGCAGCAGUGGGAAGUGGCUUACUACAUGGGUAAAGACCAUCAGUGACAGAGCUAUCAAUGACUCACUGAGAGCAUGAUUUUCACUGGUGCAAUUACAUGUAUUGAAACUAUUACUCCACUCCCCAUUUCUGCAUCUUCUUUUUCUAUCACUUUCUAAUAAUAAAGAAUUUUUUUUUAA
Molecule: messenger RNA, 3032 nt
Organism: Pseudopipra pipra
Lineage: Eukaryota; Metazoa; Chordata; Aves; Passeriformes; Pipridae
Gene: BEND3
Product: BEN domain containing 3
Exons: 2
Coding region: 428-2710 (760 amino acids)
Biological process (GO): negative regulation of transcription by RNA polymerase II; rDNA heterochromatin formation
Cellular component (GO): heterochromatin
Molecular function (GO): rDNA binding
Source: RefSeq, a predicted model, not a curated record